Messenger RNA from Aspergillus bombycis, 792 nucleotides. RefSeq lists its product as uncharacterized. Lineage: Eukaryota; Fungi; Ascomycota; Eurotiomycetes; Eurotiales; Aspergillaceae. The coding region runs from base 1 to 792 and encodes 263 amino acids. Gene Ontology annotation, molecular function: protein dimerization activity. The transcript has 2 exons. The record is from RefSeq and is a predicted model, not a curated record.
AUGCCCGCAACUUCAGCACAUCUGUGGAAACUCCAGUACCAAGAUCUUCCCUAUGCAUGGGAUAAUUUAAUUGGUGCAGACGCCGAGGUGGCGCCGAUGUCUGCGUUUGAUACGACCAUUGAGCCACUGCCUGCCAACCCUCAUCGACGACCAAAUUCUCAAGAUACCCUCGAUUCUCCCUGCUACUUGCCACAAUGGUCUCCAUCUUCUGUGCCAUCUCCCGCAGACCUUCUCCCGUGGGAAGCGUACGAGAAUUGGACAUCUCUGAAGCACACAUUCGCGGCGCCCAGCCAGUUUGAGGACGCGCCCGUGCUACCGCCACUCAAAAAAGAUUCAAUACAGAACACGUCGAAACACUCCUCUACGACCCGCACAUCGCCCCCACAAUCUCAUUGCUCUGCCUCGACUUCAACCGUCGCCUCGUUAUCGCCGCUCCCAUCUUCCCCAUCUGGUUCGCCCAGUUCCAUUCCUCAUGAAGGCCCAGCGCAUCCUUCAUCCCGACGCUCAGCACAUAACAGAAUUGAAAAACGCUAUCGGGAGAACCUCAGUAAGAAUUUUACUGCACUUGAGUCAUCGCUGCAAGGCUAUUACACACGAGGGGUUGGAAGUGGCAGGCCCCGCUUCUACUGUCAAAGGAAGCAUGCUUCUAAGAAGAUGGCAGUUCUGACCGAUGCCGUUAAUUAUAUCGGCGAGUUGGAGGCGGAGACAGUAAUGUUGAAAAAGAAGCUGGAGACAUUGCGGCAAGCGCUGCUGCCGAAUGGAAUAUGGAAAUACACCCUGAACGAUGAUUAA